CUUGUCCUAUUUUUGCUGCUAUUUGCAAGCUGCUGCGCAGAGCAUAGCAUAACAGAGCACACCAACACCAACAUCAACAUUCUCAUUCUCUCUCUUUUUUCUUUCAGUUUUGGCUUUGAUCUUUCAAGUUCAAUGGCUGGAGAUAUAGGGAGAGCCUUGCCUCCUCCUGAUUCAGAAGAAUUCUCAACCUUGUUCAACCAACUCCUCCACAAUUCUCCCCCACUAGGAAUGGACCCCAAUCAUUCACCUUCUGAUUUCACCCCACACAACACCACCAUCAACAUCAACAGCAACAACAACAACAACACUGUUCCUUCCUCUCCCUCAAAUUUCAAUUUCUCUGACCCCCAUCAUUACAUCCCUGCCUCUGAUGCCACCACCUUCAAGCAACACAACAUCAACCACAACAACAAUCACACCCCUGAUUUCACUUCUUCUCAUGUUGAGAAGAGUGUGGAGGCAUCGAAACCUGUCCCACCACCACGUUCUUCGUCAAAGAGGAGUAGAGCUGCAGAGUUCCAUAAUUUGUCUGAAAAGAGAAGGAGGAGUAGGAUUAACGAGAAAAUGAAAGCCUUACAGAAUUUAAUUCCAAAUUCCAACAAGACAGACAAAGCUUCAAUGCUAGAUGAGGCCAUAGAAUAUUUAAAGCAGCUCCAGCUUCAAGUGCAAAUGUUAAUGAUGAGAAAUGGUUUGAGCUUGCAUCCAAUGUCUUUGCCAGGAGGACUAAGACCUAUGAUAAUGCCUCAGACUGGAUUGAAUCUUGAUGGGAGUAAUGGAUUUCAGAAUUCUACCUGUGCAAUUGCCUCAUCUUCAAAUGAUGAAAGCUUGGUGCGGCAUGCCUUUAGUUUUCCAAAGCAAUGCAGCAUCUCAAAUAAGUCUAUUGGUGUACCCUCCGUGAAAAACAUAGCAACUUCGGAUACCUCAUCCACUUUUCAUCCCUCUAUUAAGGAUGCACUCUACGGCAACAUGCCACAACCGUUUAUGGAUACAACAAAGAUUGGAAAACCCUCUCCAGACGUGUCUUAAACAGCUCGAUUUCAUUGAGGGAGAAAAGAAUUUUUUAGAUGGCAAGUCGCCUCGUAAAAGGGUAGCUUUGUUCAGGCAUUAUAAUCUACAUUUAAAUCUGCUGACUAUAUGACACUCCAUUGGGUUGUUCCUGGUGCAGUUUAAUUUGUAGCAGUUUGACAGAGUCUUUGUGCCAUUGUUGACACUUGCAUAAAAAUGUACAAGUAUUUUAUAACUUCAUCAAUUGCAAAAUGCAGCUAAUGAACAUUCUGCAACA
This is a messenger RNA of Glycine soja, 1282 nucleotides long. RefSeq names its product transcription factor ALC-like. Gene Ontology annotation, cellular component: nucleus. The record is from RefSeq and is a predicted model, not a curated record. The transcript is spliced from 6 exons. Gene Ontology annotation, molecular function: protein dimerization activity. Lineage: Eukaryota; Viridiplantae; Streptophyta; Magnoliopsida; Fabales; Fabaceae. The coding region runs from base 133 to 1026 and encodes 297 amino acids.